Caenorhabditis remanei is the source of this 2814-nucleotide messenger RNA. RefSeq lists its product as uncharacterized. Lineage: Eukaryota; Metazoa; Nematoda; Chromadorea; Rhabditida; Rhabditidae. Gene Ontology annotation, biological process: mitotic spindle organization; microtubule-based movement. Gene Ontology annotation, molecular function: microtubule motor activity; ATP binding; microtubule binding. The record is from RefSeq and is a predicted model, not a curated record. The transcript is spliced from 10 exons. Bases 1 to 2814 code for a protein of 937 amino acids.
AUGGCGGACACAUGUGUGCAGGUCGCAUUACGUAUCCGUCCGCAAGGAAAUCGAGAGAAACUUGAAGGCAGCCGAGUAUGUACAUCAGUACUUCCAAAUGACCCACAAGUUACAAUCGGUGGAGAUCGAUCAUUCACUUAUGAUCAUGUAUUUGAUAUGCAAACAGAACAACACGUUGUAUACGAAUCAUGUGUCGAAAAGCUAGUCGAUGGUCUUUUUGAGGGCUUCAAUGCCACAGUACUGGCAUAUGGACAGACUGGUUCCGGAAAAACACACACAAUGGGAACUGCUUUUGAUGCUGCAGUGACUCAAAAAGAACAAGACUUAGGUGUUAUUCCAAGAGCAAUCCAACACACUUUCCGAAAAAUUACGGAAUGCAAGACACAAGCAAUUGAACAGGGACUUCUGGAACCAGCAUUCGAAGUUUCAGUUCAAUUUGUAGAACUUUACAAUGAUGACGUCUUGGACUUACUCUCUGAUGAUAGAAGUAUGUCAUCAAGUAUCCGAAUUCAUGAAGAUUCGCGUGGAGAGAUCGUUCUUCACGGAGUUGAACAAAGAUCUGUUUUUGAUAUGCAUGGAACUAUGGACAUUCUGAAAAAUGGAGCACUCAAUAGAACAGUCGCAUCAACAAAUAUGAAUGAACAAUCAUCUCGUUCACAUGCAAUUUUUACUCUCCAUUUGAGACAACAGCGUGUCGCUGUGAAUCCAUUGGAUGAGUCCGGAGAACAAAAAGCUGGAGAACUUGAAAUGGAAAUGCUUUGUGCGAAAUUCCAUUUCGUCGAUUUGGCUGGUUCAGAGAGAAUGAAACGAACUGGUGCAACUGGAGAUCGGGCGAAAGAAGGAAUCAGCAUCAAUGUUGGAUUGCUCGCCCUUGGAAAUGUAAUCGCUGCACUGGGAGGAGCUAAUGGUAAAGUGAGUCACGUACCGUAUCGUGACUCCAAACUCACUCGUCUUCUGCAAGACUCAUUGGGAGGAAACAGCCGUACAUUAAUGAUUGCUUGCUGUUCUCCAUCUGACAGUGACUUUGUCGAGACUCUCAACACAAUGAAGUAUGCUAAUCGCGCUAAAGAAAUUAAGAACAAAGUUGUGGCAAAUCAAGACAAAUCAUCAAAAAUGAUUGGUGAACUUCGUAGUAGAAUUGCAUCUUUAGAGGGAGAACUUCUUGAAUUCAAACAAGGAAGAAGAACUGUUGAUGUUGAUGGACACGAAGUUGUUAAUGAUCAAUACCAUGAGAAUGUGUACCUAACGGGCGAAGUAAACCACCUCAAAUUCAAAGUGAAAGCUCUUAACGAGACACUUGAUAUUCUUCGUACCGAGAAUAUUGACUUGAAAGCUAAACAAGAAUUGAGUGCGAUUUCAGCCAUCUCAUCGUCUGGAGCUGUAGGAGAAAUAGAUGCAGUUCAAUCAACAUUCCGAAAAUAUUUAGAAGAGUUGGAGCGAACGAAAUCGCUUCUGUAUGAGUCACAAUCUACUUGUGACCAACUGAGAAAAGAUAAUGCCAGGUGGAAAGCUCUCGGAGCUUCCCGAGGAGCUGGUGGUGCAUCUGAAUUCAAUAGUCAGAAACUCAUUGAAAUGGCUAAACAAGAAGUUGAAAAGCAGAGAAAAAUGAUGGAAUCCGUGAAUAUUGGAGGGGAGAAUGUUUCGUCUGAAUACUCAUCGAUGGCCCAAGACGAUGAUGGCACAAGUAAUGAAGCUGAAGAAAUUCUUGAUGAAGAAGAUUUGGAUGAAGAUGAAGAAGAGACUGCAGCCGAAAAAGAGCAACAAGCUGAAACGGAAGCACUCCAAAUUGAUUUGAAUGAAGUGAUGAUUGAAUUGGAUAUAAAGGAAAAGCUCAUUGAUCAAUUGGAAAGAGCUGAAAGACAAAAUCAGCAAAUUAGAGAAACCUAUGAGAAUAAGUUGAGAGAGUUGAUGGCAAGAAUCAAGGAUACUGAAACUGAAAGAGAUCGUGUUUUGAAUGAAGGAGGUAAACGAGGUGGCAACAAUGAGCAGAUGAAAGCUAUCAAGCAGGAAUACGAACUGAAAAUCAGUGAUUUGCGGAAGGAAUUGAAGAAAAUCGAAGCUCUGGAUAAAGAACAUUUGAAAGUAAUAGCAAAAUCACAACGAGAACUUCAAGAAAAAACUAGAUUGAAAAGUGAAGUUGUAGACUUGAAGAAGGCAAAAGUAGAGUUGAUUAAAAAAAUGAACGAGGAUAAGAAGAAACAAAAAGCUCAGCAACUAGCAAAUGCACGUGCAAUCGCGACGAAAGAGAAACAAACUCGACUUCAAGCCAAUAAAAUCCGUACGCUGGAGAUGAAGGAUAAGCAGAGAGAACAGUUCCUCAAGAAGACAACACAAGAAGUGAAUGCUCUUCGUAAGGAAAAAGCAGUAGCAGCGGCUGUAGCACGUCAAGCGAAUCGAGGAGGACCAGCUCGAGGAGGUGCUGCUCAGACAAGUUCACCUGCACGUAGAGUUCGAGGAGUUGUUGGCGGAGUACAAGCAAUCAAAGAACUCGCAUUCUCCGCUAAAGCAAGUAAAGUUAAAUGGGAUGUGAUUGUCAGAAAAAUCGAAGAAAGCACUAGAAGACGGCAAAUUGUACAAAAGAUGGAGGCGGAGCUGGAAAGAUACCUGAAUGAACGACAUGCGGUUAUGGUAGAAAUCGUGGAAAACGAAAAGCAAUUCACUCAAUCUCAAGAUGUUAUCUAUCGUGAUGGUCUCCUAGAAGCAAUUGAUAGUGCCAAAGAAAAACUGCAAUAUGUUCAAGAUCAGAUCACGUAUCAGCAAAAACUUAUUUGUGAUGUUGAUGAGGUAGGUGGAUUGAUUUUUCAUAGAAGUUAG